GUCACGCUGCUGUCGCUCAUGAUAUAAACGUAUCACCGACGGUUAGCAUUCACAUUUGUACAGUUCGAAUUUAGCGAAAUAAGUCAAACUAAAUUUCUUCGACCAAAUAUUUUAUUUCUUCUUAUUUUUCAUACUUUUUACCAACAUCUAAUGACAAUGGUGGCUGAUGCGCUUGUGACUUCGCUUGAUUCUCGUAAGCUCUAUUUUCCCAAGUCCAUCAGUUCUAGUUUAAAAUGUGAGCGGUGCAAGAAUCUUUUAAGAAAACCCAAGCAAUCAACCUGUGGACACAGGUUCUGCCAGGAGUGCUAUGGACAACUGGUAAAUUACAAGAUGGUUUCAAAAUCUGCAAGAUAUAUUUUUAAGAAGCUCUGGCUGUAGUUCAACGAGAUUGAACCUAGAUUGUUACUGCUACAACUACGAAAAAGGCUGCAAAUGGCUUGGUCAACUACACGAUUUAGAGAAGCAUGAGAAAAGGUGCGAAUAUUCACUCAAGCAAUGUCCCAAUCCUGGCUGUAAUAAAAUGUAGAUGUAGAUGUAGAUGUAAUGAAAAUAUAGAAAGAAGACAUCUGGAUGAUCACGUGAAAAACACGUGCGACUUUAGACUGGUCGUGUGCGAGAACUGUGGUGCAAACGUGAUUCAUAGCAAUGAAAAGCUGCACAAUGAAAAAUGCCCAAAGGUUGAGGUCCAGUGUACCAAUGGAUGUGGAGCAAUGAUAGCACGAGGAGAWCUUGAGGAACACGUGACAAAACAAUGUGUCAAUGCACCGGUCGCCUGCGCAUUUGAACAAGGUGGCUGUCAUUUYAAAGGAUCACGAGGAGAUGUCGAAGAACACGAGUCUACAGCAAUACCACAACAUAUUCAGAUACUAGGCGACCAGCAGAAGGAAUCUUUUGAAAAUAUGCAGUAAUUGAAGGGUAAAAUCAAGAAGAGUGAGUCUAAGAAAGAGUAUCUUGAAUCACAAGUGAUGGAAAGCAGAGAAGCCUUAGCAUAUACCAAACAAGACCUGCAGACCCAGGGAACAAAGAUGGGGAUCCUAGAAAAGAACAUCACGAAACAAAAAGAAGAACUGGUAAAAAUAAAAGAAAUCCUAGAUAAUAUUCAACAGUAAAAAGGCUCGGAUACCGUAAUAGAGUCUCAAAUUGGGGAGAUUAUCUCGCUCUUAGAGAGUCAAGGAAAACGAAUAUCAGAUCUUGAAGGACAAUUGGUUCAAGAUCGAGAGACGUCUGGACUGGGUACUAGCUAUCUUGCUAAGAACUCGAUGAGCAGCGGCAGACGGCUUGAGAGGAAUGAGCACAUUACCGCUCUGAGUGAAGCUAGGAUCAAUCAACAUGACCGUAGACUACUGUCACGUAGGGAAAGUGGGGGAGUGAUACUUUCCCAACGGACACAAGGAUUCGGGUCGUUCUUCAGUUGCUUCCUUCUGCUUUAUUUUCUGUUGCUUGUAGUACUUUACAAUGAACUCAUCUGAACUCUGGUUAUGUCUCUUGACUAGCUGCUACUUCGCUGUGCUCUGUGCUAUCAGCUCUUAAUCGCUUACUCUCACUUACUCAACUGCCAACUGAACUGAACUCUGAAUGAGCUCGUAUUUAAGGGCUAAGCUUACGCAAUGCCUCACAUAACUGGUUUAUACUAGGCCAAACUAGAUUAGACCAGUUAGAUCAAGUAUGACGUAAGAGCUUGAGACAGGUGUUGACUUUAGGAAAAAGUACGAGCACUCAGUUCUAAGAGCUGACCCCGAAAAUCUACCGAUGAUGUUCGCUAACUUUACUAGUAUAGAGCGGAUUUCACUAAAGAUAUUCUAAAAUUAUAAGUAAGAUCAUUCUGAAAAAGUGAACAGAAAAAGGCUUAGGAAGUAGUUAUAUAUUUGUACAGUAAACAACCCUGCUCUUUUUCAGCACGCAUGUACAAAGUUUUACAUGAUGAAAACCCGUUUUCACUGGAAAAGUACAGUAGAUUUGCAGCUGUUGUUUACUAAAAAAAGUACUUCCCAGUUAGAAGUGUAAGGCCAUGUCAAUGAACAAACAUCCUUGACCCUCAGGUUACUGAACAAGUCAUUGGUCAAUGACAAGUUGUCUAUUGACGUGUCAUUAAAAUAAAGAGAUUUCCUUACAUUUGUUA
This is a messenger RNA of Actinia tenebrosa (Australian red waratah sea anemone), 2119 nucleotides long. Its product is annotated as TNF receptor-associated factor 3-like. The record is from RefSeq and is a predicted model, not a curated record. Gene Ontology annotation, cellular component: plasma membrane signaling receptor complex. Gene Ontology annotation, molecular function: zinc ion binding. Lineage: Eukaryota; Metazoa; Cnidaria; Anthozoa; Actiniaria; Actiniidae. Gene Ontology annotation, biological process: regulation of canonical NF-kappaB signal transduction.